AGAGUUUCUUAAAUUCUUUUCCGAUUCUCCUUCAGUUCGUCGCCGUCAAACGCCGUUUAAAACGUAUUAGGCAUCGCCUCCGAAGAGCAAUUCAUACGACGAAUGUGCGAUAGUGGCGGCAACUAUGUGGAAGAAGAACACGAAGACGAAGAAUUCUGUGUGAAAGUAAAUCAAUGUCAUACCGCAAAUGAAUGGCAAGAAUUUACUCCCGACAACUCUUUCGCUUCACACGCGCCUCCCUCCCUCCGCCCUCUAAAUCCAUUGAUCGAUGUUCGUCUCCAUUUUGCUCUUUUGCAGAACCAGAUCUUUCACUCGACACCAUAAAUCCUCCUAGACAUAACCGAUGCCACUCGCUUCUUCAAUCAUGUCAGAGCAUAAGAGAAUUAGUUCAAAUCCAUGGCCAUUUGAUUACCUCGGGUCUAUUCAACCACCAUUUUUGGGCCAACCGAGUUCUAUUGCAGGCAUCGGAGUUUGGGGACAUCGUUUAUACUGUUUUGAUCUUUAAGCUUAUAAACGUUCCCAAUGCCUUCUGCAUCAAUAGAGUAAUUAAGGCUUAUUCUCUUAGCUCAGAUCCUCUAGAGGCUGUAUUUGUGUAUUUUCAAUGGCUUGGUGAUGGGUUUCGGCCUGAUACGUACACUUUUCUUUCGCUUUUUUGCGCUUGUGCGAGUAUUGGCUGUGGGUCUUCUGGGCGGAAGUGUCAUGGACAGGCUUUCAAGAAUGGGGUUGACUGUGUGAUGGUUUUGAGAAAUAGUUUGAUUCAUAUGUAUGGCUGUUGUGGCUAUAUUGAGCUUGGCCGGAAGGUGUUCGACGAAAUGUCGACCCUGGAUCUGGUGUCUUGGAAUUCGAUUGUUACAGCUUAUGCAAGAGUUGGGGAUUUGCAUACUGCCCAUGACAUGUUUGAUGCAAUGCCUGAGAGAAAUGUUGUUUCUUGGAAUUUGAUGAUUAGUGAGUAUUUGAGAGGUGGGAGUCCUGGCUGUGCAAUGAAGUUGUUUAGGAAUAUGAUGAAGAUAGGAAUAAGAGGGAACAGUACAACAAUGGUAAACAUUCUUGGUGCUUGUGGUCGAUCGGCGAGCCUGAAUGAAGGAAGAUCGGUUCAUGGUUUUAUGUACCGUACUUCGACGAAGUUCUGCGUAUUUAUUGGCACGGCAUUGGUUGACAUGUAUGGCAAAUGCCAGAGAGUAUGUAUUGCACGUAGACUAUUUGACAGGAUGCCAAAUCGAAAUUUGGUUACCUGGAAUGCGAUGGUUUUGGGGCAUUGCCUACAUGGGAAUCCUGAAGAUGGACUUAAGCUAUAUGAGGAAAUGGCUGCUAAAUUGAGGGAAAGAAAUGGGGAAGCAGGCAGUGGCAAGAAAUUCAAGCAAGAUGAAGGUGAGCGAAAAGUCUUCCCGGACCAAAUUACGUUUAUUGGCGUUCUUUGUGCCUGUGCCCGGGCGGGACUGCUGGAAGAUGCAAAUAACUACUUUGAUGAGAUGAUCAAUGUAUUCCUUGUGAAGCCAAAUUUUGCACACUACUGGUGUUUGGCCAAUGUUUACGUUGCAGCAGGGUUGAUUCAGCAGGCUGUGGAAAUACUUAGAAACAUGACCGAGGAUAUUGAGGACUUUUCAUCAGAAUUGGUUGUAUGGACCAACUUGCUUGCAACAUGUCGUUUCAGGGGAGAUGUUUCUUUGGGAGAACAGAUUGCAAACUAUUUGAUUGACAUGGAGCCUAAGAAUGAGUCAUACUAUAGAUUGCUUCUGAAUAUUUAUGCUGUAGCAGGGAGAUGGGAGGAUGUUUCAAGAAUCAAAGUAUUGAUGAAAGAAAAACGACUCGGAACAUUUCCGGGUUGUAGACUGGUAGACCUGAAAGAGAUUGUUCACAGAUUAAAAUUGGGAAAUCUUCUGCAAGAGACAAACACAGUGAUGCAUAAACUUGCUAGUGAAGUGAGUCUAUUGUCAACUAUUGCUGCAGGGCAAUCGGAUCUUAGAGUUUAGAACUGGUUUGCUAGCAAGAAAAAUGAAAUGUGUGGACACUACAGUAUACACAAAGAUCUCGAUACUUAAUGUUUAAGAUCUCGGGGCUUGUUCCUGUAUUAUGAAAAAGAUGAUUGGAAAGCUAGACUCACAGAUUAAGGCAAUCGCCCGAACAAGUCAUGACGGUAACAGCUUACAGCUACCCCAAGAAAGAGCACACAUCCCUGGAGAGUUUUGCUUUUAACAUCAUAUGAUAGCUGAGCAGCAGAAGGAAAAGGUUUGUUUUCCCUGCUCUUCAGGUUAUGAUGUUGGCUAUGUGGCAGAUUUAUUUCAAAGCCUUCUCUUCAACCUAGCUGCAUCUGAAGUGAAGGUAGAGCAAUAAUAGAUAGUUAUUGUAUUUCUUGUUCAUCGGAAUUCAAGACGAAUUUCUUGAGCAAUUGUUCUUGAUCUUUCUCUCGAUUCAAUCCUGUUCUAAUUCAUUUUUGAUUAUCAUGGAAUAACAACGGGUACUAAAAUUUUCAACUGUCA
Cucurbita maxima (winter squash) is the source of this 2477-nucleotide messenger RNA. Its product is annotated as pentatricopeptide repeat-containing protein At3g51320. The record is from RefSeq and is a predicted model, not a curated record. NCBI's taxonomy places the organism in Eukaryota, Viridiplantae, Streptophyta, Magnoliopsida, Cucurbitales, Cucurbitaceae. The coding region runs from base 192 to 1970 and encodes 592 amino acids. Gene Ontology annotation, biological process: RNA modification. The transcript has a single exon. Gene Ontology annotation, molecular function: RNA binding; protein binding.